AUGGACCACAACACUCGUAUUGCAGAGGCAAUUAUAGAAAUGCAAUCCCAAGAUCGCCCUAAAUAUGCAGAGACCGCGAGGAGAUACAAUAUCGACAAAUCCACGCUGUGGCGCCGCUUCAAAGGCAAAACAGCCUCAAAUCACGACGCGAACUCUUACUCGCGACAGAAACUCACCAGCGCGCAGGAGGAGACUCUUAUUGGGCACGUCGAUAAGCUGACCGACCGUGGUAUCCCGCCUACCCCUCAGAUGUUGAAGAAUAUCGCCGAGGAAAUCGCAGGGGCAGAGCUUGGUGUCAACUGGGUGAGCCGCUUCCGCAAGCGACACCAUGACCGUCUUUCGAGCUUGUAUUUGCGCACCAUAAAUCAUCAGCGGAAGGCUGCUGAUAAUUCCAGGCAUUUCCAAAACUUCUUCAAUCUACUCCGCGAAAAGAUCGAAAAGUACAACAUCAGUCCCUCAAAUGUUUAUAAUUUUGACGAGAAGGGAUUCCAAAUUGGUCUCUCUCGCUCCACCAAGCGAGUUGUCCCCCGAGAAGCCCUCAGGCGCGGAAAACUGGUCGGGGCAAGCCAAGACAGGAACCGGGAGUUCAUCACGCUGAUCGCUGCCAUAUGUGCAGAUUAUUCGUACCUGCCACCGGCCCUCAUUUACAAAGGGAGUCAAAGACUUCCAAGAUACUUGGCUUGA
This is a messenger RNA of Hirsutella rhossiliensis, 684 nucleotides long. Its product is annotated as tc5 transposase DNA-binding domain-containing protein. Bases 1 to 684 code for a protein of 227 amino acids. Gene Ontology annotation, molecular function: DNA binding. The transcript is spliced from 2 exons. Lineage: Eukaryota; Fungi; Ascomycota; Sordariomycetes; Hypocreales; Ophiocordycipitaceae. The record is from RefSeq and is a predicted model, not a curated record. Gene Ontology annotation, cellular component: nucleus.